AUGAAGCUGAACGAUUUGACCCUCCACUGCCAGCAGAAGAUCGCCAUUGGAGGUCAGAGCACUACUAUGGCUGUACUUAUCAAGGCGACACCGCUGACGAUUGAUGCUUUUGCACCAUACGGAUCUAUAAUAUCACCAGAUGAGCAGGUCUCGAACGCUGACGACUCUUCAAGGACGGCCAACCAAGGUACUGCAAUCAAGCUGCUAGGUGUGAGCCAAAUUGAGAAAAAAUAUCCAUUCGAGGGAACGCCGAAUUGGAACCUGUUCAGAUGCUUCUCCCAACCACAUCUCAGAGGACCGGUUAGCAUUAGCGAGGGUAGAGCCAUUGAGCACUCGAUCAGAGUGCUCGAGAAGCAUCCCUCCAGUUCGCAAACCUUCAUCCCAAUGGGCUGUCCAGAACACCAGCCACGUUACCUCGUGGUGGUUGCUCUCGAAGACUGCGAAACUGGUAGGCCAGAUCUGUCAACCUUGAAGGCGUUUCUCUGUAGAGGUAACCAAGCGGUCACCUAUGGUGCCGGGAUUUGGCAUGCGCCCAUGAUUGCACUCGGAAACCAAGAGUAUAUCGACUUUGGCGUAGUGAUCUACGAGUUCCACGAUCCAAAGGCUCCAGAAAAGGACUGCCAAGAGCAUCACUAUGGUGAUGGUAGCAUCAAAGUGCAGCUUUUUCAAUCUUAG
This is a messenger RNA of Torulaspora globosa, 675 nucleotides long. It is a transcript of the gene DAL3, whose product is annotated as ureidoglycolate hydrolase. The record is from RefSeq and is a predicted model, not a curated record. The transcript has a single exon. NCBI's taxonomy places the organism in Eukaryota, Fungi, Ascomycota, Saccharomycetes, Saccharomycetales, Saccharomycetaceae. The coding region runs from base 1 to 675 and encodes 224 amino acids. Gene Ontology annotation, biological process: allantoin catabolic process. Gene Ontology annotation, molecular function: ureidoglycolate lyase activity; ureidoglycolate hydrolase activity.